Lactuca sativa (garden lettuce) is the source of this 630-nucleotide messenger RNA. RefSeq lists its product as uncharacterized. Gene Ontology annotation, biological process: proteolysis. Gene Ontology annotation, molecular function: aspartic-type endopeptidase activity. The record is from RefSeq and is a predicted model, not a curated record. NCBI's taxonomy places the organism in Eukaryota, Viridiplantae, Streptophyta, Magnoliopsida, Asterales, Asteraceae.
AUGGGUAAACCUCCAAAUUUUUCAAAAGAUGUUAUUACCAAUAGGAAUGAUUUGGAGAAGUCAUCAACUAUCAUGCUUAAUGAGUUGUGUUCACCGGCAAUUAUCAAUGGUUUGUCAAUCAAGAUGGGAGAUCUAGAUCAACUCACUUUGCGUUGUGAAUUUGGAAAUUCUACUUCUAUAAAUGCAUUAGCUGAUUCAGGGGCAAGCAUCAACUUUAUUCCCUAUUCUUUCUAUAAGAAUCUCGGUCUAACAAGGUUCCAAGAGACAAAGAUGACACUUAGAAUGCUGGAUCACUCGAUAAUUAACCCAUAUGGAAUCAUUGAAGACUUCUUAUUGCAAGUGGGAAAGUUUGUGUUUCCGAUUGAAUUUAUGGUUCUCGACAUGAAGGAAGAUGAAGAACUUCAUAUAAUUUUUGGAUGGCCAUUUUUUAGUACUGAAAGAGCUCUAGUUUACAUCCAUAACUCAAAACGCACACUUUGUUUGGAAGAUGAAGCAAUUACUUUUGAAAUGAGUCCAAAAGUGAGUCAUGAAAAGCCAAAAUAUGAAAUGUCAAAGAUGCAUGUUGUGGAAGAAGAUAUUAAUGAGCUAGAGGAAAUUGAAAAGAUGAUGGAAGAAGAAUUAAAGGUAUAG